Grammomys surdaster is the source of this 2674-nucleotide messenger RNA. RefSeq names its product SH3 domain binding protein 5 (gene Sh3bp5). Lineage: Eukaryota; Metazoa; Chordata; Mammalia; Rodentia; Muridae. Gene Ontology annotation, cellular component: cytoplasm. Gene Ontology annotation, molecular function: protein kinase inhibitor activity. Bases 77 to 1453 code for a protein of 458 amino acids. Gene Ontology annotation, biological process: negative regulation of protein tyrosine kinase activity; intracellular signal transduction. The transcript is spliced from 9 exons. The record is from RefSeq and is a predicted model, not a curated record.
CAGCGAGGCGGCCCUCGGCGCGCUCUGAUCCCACCGCGCACUUUGCGACCCGGCUGCGGAGCAUUCAGCUGCCCGCAUGGACACGGCGCUGAAACGGAGCCGCUCUGAGGAGCCGGCGGAGCUCCCGCCGCCCUCCCGGGAGGCGGAGGAGAAAGAGGAGGAGGAAGAGAGGAUGGAACAGGGCCUGGAGGAGGAGGAAGAGGUGGACCCCCGGAUCCAGGGAGAACUCGAGAAGUUAAAUCAAUCCACGGAUGAUAUCAACAGACGGGAGACUGAACUUGAGGAUGCACGCCAGAAAUUCCGAUCUGUCCUGGUUGAGGCGACGGUGAAACUAGACGAACUGGCUAAGAAGAUCGGCAAGGCUGUGGAGGACUCAAAGCCCUACUGGGAGGCCCGCAGGGUGGCCAGGCAGGCUCAGCUGGAAGCGCAGAAAGCCACACAGGACUUCCAGAGGGCCACUGAGGUGCUCCGUGCAGCCAAGGAAACAAUCUCCCUGGCUGAGCAGCGGCUGUUGGAGGAUGACAAACGGCAGUUUGACUCUGCUUGGCAGGAAAUGCUGAAUCAUGCUACUCAGAGGGUCAUGGAGGCCGAGCAGACCAAGACAAGGAGUGAGCUGGUGCACAAGGAGACAGCAGCCAGGUACAACGCUGCCAUGGGCCGCAUGCGGCAGCUGGAGAAGAAGCUCAAGCGCGCCAUCAACAAGUCCAAGCCUUAUUUUGAGCUAAAGGCAAAGUACUACGUCCAGCUUGAGCAACUGAAGAAGACAGUGGAUGACCUUCAGGCCAAGCUGGCCCUGGCAAAAGGCGAGUAUAAGGCGGCCCUGAAGAGCCUGGAGAGGAUCUCAGAUGAGAUCCAUGAGCGGCGGCGCUCCAAUGCUAUGGGGCCUCGAGGCUGUGGUGUGGGGGCUGAGGGCAGCAUCACCUCAGUGGAGAACGUGCCUGCAAGCAAACCUGAGCCUGAUGCCAUUUCUGUGGCUUCAGAAGCCUUUGAAGAUGACAACUGCAGCAACUUGGUGUCUGAAGAUGACUCUGAAACCCAGUCUGUGUCCAGCUUUAGUUCAGGACCAACAAGUCCGUCUGAAAUGCCUGACCAGUUCCCUGCAGUGGCAAGGCCCGGCAGCCUGGAUCUGCCCAGCCCUGUGUCCCUGUCAGAAUUCGGGAUGAUGUUCCCAAUACUGGGUCCUCGAAGUGAAUGCAGUGGGGCCUCCUCCCCUGAAUGUGAGGUGGAACGAGGAGACAGAGCAGAAGGGGCUGAGAAUAAAAUGAGUGACAAAGCCAACAACAACAACCGUGUUCUCAGCAGCACCAACAGCAGUGGUGGCAAGAGCAGGAGCCAAAGCAGCAUGUCUCUUGAGGGCCAGGCCUUGGAAACCCGCAUGAAGCAGCUCUCCCUACAGUGCUCAAAAGGAAAAGAUGGAAUUAUUGCUGACAUAAAAAUGGUGCAGAUUGGCUGAUCCACCCAGGGCUAUGGCCCAUGUGCAGAUCAUAUUUAUACAUGGAAUUCAAGAACAUUGUGCCAAUAAUCAUUUAACAUAAGCCAAAUAGUAUGCAUUCACUCUAAACUGCACUAACCAAGUUUCAGUGACCUUGAGGGUUAAACAAUUUCCCUCUGGUAAGAGCUCUUGGGCUGGUGUGUUUUUCAGAGCAGAGCCACUGCAGGUAAACUGUGACCAAAGUCACAGCCUUUGUGGAGCAUUCCCUGUAGGGGCAGCGUGGAAGCAAUAACUAGUUUCUGUGAAAGAACCUGAGCCAGGAGGCGAGCUGGACACUUGGCCAGACUGGGGUCACCAGCCUACAUCUCUACCCCCAGUUCUCCCUCUACUUGGGGAAACUGAGAUGUUCUCGCCCUUAUAUCACAGAGCACCAAAAUAAUUUAAAAACUCACACAAACAAAAACUCAAGUGUUCAGAACACACUGUUGUGCCCUAGUAAGAGUGUAACAACAGUGCCAGGAACACGGUUCAUCAUCAACUCUGGUGCUCAGAGGGGGCUGCAAGAAGCAUGUCUUCUGGGAAACCUGUUGAACCAUUUCCUAGGGAAGCUACCAUGAACUGCACUUUUUGGGGUGGGAACGGUGAAUGCCAAUGCGGGGAUGGGGGGAGUAAAGUAGCGGGGACAUAGGUAGCAUAGAGGGGACCUGUGGCUGGGGCCGUUUGUAGCCUGACCAUAGCCUGCCAGCCAAGGCGCUUUAUUCUAAGAGAAGUGCAUGUGAGGAAUGGUUGCCAUUGCUCUAUCUAGAUUUGACAAGGAGUUCAUUUCUCUGUAGACGUAAUUUCUACAAAAACUGAGAUUAUUUACGGUUUAUGCUACACCUAGUAUCCCUUAGAGGAAGCUGUCCUUAAAGCUAGGAGGGGAUGGGCAUGGUUGGUAAACAGGAGCAAUGGAUCUGUUAGGCUAAUUGUAGUGUCUAGACUUAGUGUUUCUGGUUAUGCAUAUUUAGAGCACUGGAUUUUAUUUGUCCUGUUUUAUUAAUCUACUAUUUCUGAAAGAAAAAAACAACCUCCAUUUCAAACUGUCUGUUAAUUUUAGCCAUGUGUGUACAGCUCUUCAUACACUAGUGGUUUCUUCUUUUUUAUUGAUGGACACAGUAUCCUUAUUACAAGGUUAUUUUGUACUUGUUUUAUUACCUUGAGUGUAAUAAAAGCUGAGAAGACUUUGUGACUUCCAAUGAGAAA